This is a messenger RNA of Copidosoma floridanum, 483 nucleotides long. RefSeq names its product pro-resilin-like. Lineage: Eukaryota; Metazoa; Arthropoda; Insecta; Hymenoptera; Encyrtidae. The record is from RefSeq and is a predicted model, not a curated record.
AUGAAGGUUUUGUCGUCGGUGGUGCUCGCCCUUGUCAUUGUCGGCGCAGCUCAGGCCAGCCUCGAGCCUCCGUCGGGUCACUAUCUGCCACCCCAUCGUCAACUCACGCCCUACCGGGGCUUCAGAUCGCCCCGUGGUCGCAACGAGGGUUUUCGCAGGACCUCGCAGGGAAGCGACUCGUCCCACUACUACUCGUACCCGAAGCCCGGAUCCACAUCAUACGAAGCCCCGGAUCUUCGGGGUUCCCAGCGGCACCAAGAGUUCGAGUGGAACGAGCCAGCCAAGUAUGACUUCGGCUACAGGGUAAGGGACCCCAGAAGCGGUAACGACUUUGGACAUCAGGAGUCCCGGUACGGCUCGAAAACCCGGGGCCGGUACCACGUGCUGUUACCCGAUGGACGGAGACAAGUCGUGGUGUACGAGGCGGAUGAGGCUGGCUUCAGGCCCAGAAUCACGUACGAGGCCCCUGGCGCACCGUAUUGA